CCCCCUACUCUUGGGGUCAAAACCCGUGAAUAACAAUUGCGGGGUGGGAACUACCGAAGAAAGCCAUAACUUAUAACUCUUGUUUCUUUUACCAUGUCUCCAUGUACUAAAAUCAUUGAAGAGGUCAACUUGAAUGGAUGUAAACCACUAACUUUCUUGAAUUUAUAAAUUUACUCAGCCUAGUAAUUUAUCAUAAUCUAGAUAUCUAGAUUCUAGAUCUAGAUCUAGAUCAGAUUCUACAUUGUUAUGUAAGUUUUUUGAGUGAAAGGUUUUUUUCGUUCUUUUUUAUUUUCACAAUUUAUUUGAUCGCUUGCAGCUUAAAAUAUUUAUUCUUUAAGUAUGAUCUUAUGAUAAAACAGUCGCGUUCCUGUCUGUAGCGCUUGGAAAAGUAUAUACGGUUCAGUAGAUUCGCCCUUUUUUAUUAUCUCCCAGCUGCAAGCAGAAAAAGUACCCAAGACCCCAAGACUAGAUUAAAAAGUACCACGAAAAUAGAACAGGCCUGUUUCGAAGCAGGGUUAGCACUAGCAGAGACAGGCAGCGCAGGAAUAGGACUUAUUGUGACAAGUCAAGUGACUGAAUUUUAACCGAUAAGACACUUGAAGAUGGCUGAGAAGCAUCGCUCUCCUCAGAAAGAAAGCGAGACGAAGACUGAGAAUGGUGAUAUAGGCAGACGUUUGUUUGUAAUGCGACACGGAGAACGUUGUGAUUUUGCUUUUGGAAGAUCAUGGGUGAAUCGAUGUUUUGAUGACAAAGGAAAUUACACCCAAAGUGAUCUGAACCUGCCCCCUGCAAUGGUGCCACGAGCUUCUCACAAACAAUUUCUGAAGGAUUCCCCUUUGACAGAAAUAGGAAGAUUUCAAGCUAGAUCCACCGGGGAUGCACUUCAGCGUGCCGGAGUGGACAUUCAGCACAUAUACGUAUCGCCAUCUUUAAGAUGCGUUCAAACUGCACAGCAUGUCAUAGAAGGUAUGGGAAAUAAUGCCACGAUGUGCAUUGAACCAACUGCAUUUGAAUGGUUUGGAUGGUACAAAAAUGCAAUGCCCAACUGGUUGUCUCCAAAGCAUCUGGCUGAUUGUGGCUUCAACAUCAAUGUACAGCACAAACCAUUUGUCUCAGUCGAUGAUCUUCACCUUGAUGAAACAGUGACUGACUACUAUGAGAGAUGUCACAAGUUGGCCCAGAAGGUUCUGAAAAAACAUGAAGCGGAAGGUGGAGACAUUCUGAUAGUCGCCCAUGCUGGGAGCCUUGACACGUUCACCCGCCGUCUUCUUGGAAAAUCUCCGAGAAAUUCCCAAGAGAUGCACCAGAUUUUGUCCAGCUUCACGUACUGCAGCUUCUGUUGCUGUGUGGAAAACAGCAAGACGGGCAAGUGGGCGCUUGGCCAGCCUCCUAUACCUCCGCUACACGAGUUUAACUGGAAGGUCUUGUUGUGAUGGCCGUAGUUCACUGGCUGUGAUGAUAUUUUUACUCCCCUGGUGGUGUUGUAGAAGAGAAGCACCUAAUAUAUUAUAUAUAUAUAUAUAUAUUUU
Molecule: messenger RNA, 1529 nt
Organism: Aplysia californica (California sea hare)
Lineage: Eukaryota; Metazoa; Mollusca; Gastropoda; Aplysiida; Aplysiidae
Product: ubiquitin-associated and SH3 domain-containing protein B
Exons: 7
Coding region: 603-1433 (276 amino acids)
Source: RefSeq, a predicted model, not a curated record